CAAAUAGUAAACUGCAAAAACAAAAAAAAAGAUUCAAAAAAAGCUUAAUCGAAAGCAAACAAAAAUUCUCUGACAAUUCAUUGAAAACAAAAAAGAUCAGACCAAACUCUUAUCUUCACGAGAUUGAUUAACCAGUUUCUGUGUUUCCGUCUCUUUAUUGAUUUUGGUGUUACUCUUCUCUCCCUCCCUUCUGAGAGAGUUAUGGUGAAAUAAUGGCAGCAGCUGAAGCUAGAGCAGUUUGGCAAAGAACUGUUAACCGUUGCUUUGUCCAAGAAGACGCUAAAAGAGCUCCCAAGUUUACUUAUUGCCAAUCUUCUUCUUCCUCAACUCCUUCAUCAACUAAGCAAGUCGAAGACUCUGGUUCUUCUUCUUCUCGACCUUCUUCUUCUCUUGAACCACAACAUCAUCAGUCAUCUUGUUCAGGUUUCAUGCCUCUUCAUCGAACCCCUAAUUUCCCUGAUCUCUUACCUCACAACACCGGUUUGUGGACUCCUCACCACCCCUCCUUUCAGAUGGUGAAUAAGAAGCCAUUAGAGGUUAACAACAAUGAAGUCCUAACUGAGAAGAAGCCUGAAUUAGGAGCUGGAGAGAAGAAACAAGUAAAGACUUAUAAUUCAGAAAGCUUUCAAGAGUUUAUAGAGUUGAUGGAAACAAGGGAAAGUUAUGGUAGCUAUGAUGAGUCCACUGAGAAGAAGCUAAAUGAGCCAGCUUUUGAUCCGAGCUCACCAUGGAAUCCUCUCUCAAACGAGAAAGCUGAACCGUGGUGGCGAACCACGGAUAAAGAUGAAUUAGCUUCCUUGGUUGCACAAAGAUCACUAGACUACGUUGAGAACUGUGAUCUUCCAACACCACAGAAGAUGAAACGCUCUUAUUAUGGUAGUCCACGUGAUGGUUUCAGAGAUUACUCUGUCUCUAACCAACAAACCAUCAACGAGCAUGGACCAAGCAGAGGAAACAGCUUCAAGAACAGAACCGAUGCUUCGUCUGAGUCUGAUUUAAGCAAAUCAGAGUUACUAGAAGCGCUGAGGCAUUCUCAAACACGAGCUAGGGAAGCGGAGAACAUGGCUAAAGAAGCUUGUGCGGAGAAAGAGCACUUGGUGAAGCUCUUGUUUAAGCAAGCAUCAGAGCUUUUCGGGUAUAAGCAAUGGUUACAACUGCUUCAGCUUGAAGCACUUUACCUCCAAAUAAAGAACAAGAAGAUUGAGAAUAACAACAACAACAGCAAAAAGAGCAACGAAAAGCCACAGGUUUCCAUCCCAUGGAGCAAUUGCAAAGCAAGAAAAGGUGGGAGGAAGAGAAGAAGCAAAAGUGGUAAAACGAAUGGAGCUAAGUAUGCAGUUAGUUUAGCUUUGGGGAUGAGUCUUGUUGGUGCUGGUUUGCUACUUGGAUGGACUGUUGGAUGGAUGCAGAUGCUAUCGUUCUAAUCAAAAGAUAAAAGAAAAGAGACAAGAGACAGAGAGACCUCGAAAGGUUUAAUUGAGAAGAAAAAAAAAUCAUCUUUUCCCACAGUGAAUAGAGCUUUGAUGGUCUUGAAUUAGAGUUUUUAAGGUUUGCUUCGAAUGCAGCUUUUGGAUUUGGUUAAUGAGAAUGUAAAUUGUUGUAAGAAUUUUGUUAAUAUUGUGCUUUUUUCCUCUAUUUUUUUCUUGAAAAUCAGAAGAAAUUAUCUUUCCUGAAUGUAAUGUAAGCAAGUAUGUAUCUUCAUGUAAAAAUCUGCAUAUAUUACUUUUUCUUAGCUAUAUAUGAUCCCUCUUUCAUGUAUAGAUGAUCUAUAAUAGAUCAUGGUUUUUGGGAUCAAUUGAAAUUUGAAAGACUU
Messenger RNA from Camelina sativa (false flax), 1813 nucleotides. RefSeq lists its product as uncharacterized. NCBI's taxonomy places the organism in Eukaryota, Viridiplantae, Streptophyta, Magnoliopsida, Brassicales, Brassicaceae. The record is from RefSeq and is a predicted model, not a curated record.